Rotaria sordida is the source of this 830-nucleotide messenger RNA. Lineage: Eukaryota; Metazoa; Rotifera; Eurotatoria; Philodinida; Philodinidae. The record is from the annotation of a GenBank genome assembly.
GGGGGGUGGCAGAUUUAUGAUCUUAUCUGGCGGGGUCCUUUAUUAAAUAUUCUGAUAUAGGUGAUGCUAACACUUGGUUAUUACAAACAAUGAAUCAAUUUAAGCAAUAUGGAUUACGUCGUCUUGAACAAGUUCAAGCUAUACCAUUUUUAUUAAUUGACGAAGCUUAUUUGUGGUACGUAGAACAUAUUGAUUUAAUCACCAGUUUUGAAUUAUUUAGUAAAUUAUUUGUUCAACAAUACUCAUCUACAUCAUCAACAAAACAAAAUAAUACAUCUGUAGAGACGGUUGCUCCGUCAAUUACUGCUCCAAGUUUUUUAUCUAUAUCACAUCUACAGCAAACGAUCGCUGAUGAGAUUAUUAAAAAACCAACAUAUUUUUGCGGUUCAAAAGAUGAUAUUCAUGAUUGGUUAGACAAAUUAGAACAACCAUCCAUAUCGAUUAAAACAUGGUCAUCAUUUACUGAAGCUGUUAUAAAAGUUUUUGGAUCAACAAAAGUACAAGAAUUAGCAUUCGAACAAUUAAAAUGGUACAAACAAACAGUUAAUCAACCUGUUACGCAAUAUUAUGAUAAAAUUAUAGAACUGUGCAAGAAAGUUGAUGCAGCUAUUUCUGAUUCAUUGAAAUUAAAAUAUUUAAUGGCUGGUAUAAGAGAAUCAUUAAAAUUACAUGUUGCUUUACAGCAUCCAAAGACAACUGAUGCAUUUUUAUCGCUCGCCACAAAAAUUGAUGAUACAUUAUUAUUUACUACUACAGAUAAUGAAAUUAACAUCAAUACUAUCACUACUCAAAAAUCAUUAGAACAAACAACUAUUUCACAAAAAUCAUAA